This is a messenger RNA of Choloepus didactylus (southern two-toed sloth), 2200 nucleotides long. RefSeq names its product coenzyme Q5, methyltransferase (gene COQ5). The transcript has 7 exons. The coding region runs from base 842 to 1630 and encodes 262 amino acids. NCBI's taxonomy places the organism in Eukaryota, Metazoa, Chordata, Mammalia, Pilosa, Megalonychidae. The record is from RefSeq and is a predicted model, not a curated record. Gene Ontology annotation, molecular function: methyltransferase activity. Gene Ontology annotation, biological process: ubiquinone biosynthetic process.
GACAUGCCGGCUCUCGAGACUUCAUAGCCCCUGGACCGGGGGCCCUCUCGGUGCCCGACUCUUGUCCCAAGAAAAGCGGGCAACGGAAACGCACUUCGGGUUUGAAACGGUGUCUGAAGAGGAGAAGGGGGGCAAAGCUGUCCCAGAUUCCACAUUCCAUCUUGAUCCAAUGGAGAAGAUCCUUCCACGGUGUGACAUGAUCUGCCAUUGGUCUGCCAUCACAUUGUACCUGAGGUUCUUCCAGAAAUGAAGUCCGGGAUGAGCUGAGGUCUUCCACUCCAUUUGUCACGUGUCUUCCUAAUGGAUUUUGUUGUCUUUUAUUAUGAGAGCUAUUUGAAAAAUUAUUCCAAUCGCCCCCCUCUGCCUCCUCUAAGAAACAGAAUCACUUAUUUAGUACCAAAUAUGUGCAUGACAUUAUUAUGAGGUAAGGGUCCUAGAUAAAGGUAACAGAGAUAGCAGAAAAGAAUUGGAUUUCUCAUAUGAAGUACUUUUUUAAAAAAUGCAAUUUUAUUGAGAUAUAUCCACAUAACAAUCAUCCAAAGUGUACAACCAGAUGUUCACAGUGUCAUCAUAUAGUUGUGCAUUCAACACCACAAUCAAUCUUUGAACAUUUUCAUUACUCCAAAAAAUAAAAUUAAAAUAAAAAAGAACAACAUGAAGUACUUUAAAGCCUCUUUUUAAAGACAUAAUGUUAAGCUUUAGAUUUGGGCAUCAAAUUAUGCCUUAGCUUCACCUUGCAAAGGCAGGCAAUUUCAGGAGGGAAAAAAAAGGUUCCUGCUUUUUCAUGUAGGACUUGUCCAAGUUAAUCCUAUUACCAGCACCAUUGUGUUGUGUCUCUCCCAUGUCAGUGUACCAGGUGUUUGAAAAUGUGGCCAAGAAGUACGAUGUGAUGAAUGAUAUGAUGAGUCUUGGUAUCCAUCGUGUUUGGAAGGAUUUGCUGCUCUCGAAGAUGCGCCCGUUUCCUGGGACCCAGCUGCUUGAUGUUGCUGGAGGCACAGGUGACAUUGCAUUCCGGUUCCUUAAUUAUAUUCAGGCACAAUACCAGGGAAAACAGAAGAGGCAGUUAAGGGCCCAACAAAAUUUAUCCUGGGAAGAAAUUGCCAAAAAGUACCAGAAUGAAGAGGACUCCUUGGGUGGUUCCCGUGUUAUGAUCUGUGACAUCAACAAGGAGAUGCUAAAAGUUGGAAAGCAGAAAGCCCAUGCUCAAGGAUACAAAGCUGGGCUUACUUGGGUUUUGGGAGAUGCUGAAGAGCUGCCCUUUGAUGACAACAAGUUUGAUGUUUACACCAUUGCCUUUGGGAUCCGGAAUGUCACACACAUUGAUCGGGCACUCCAGGAAGCCCAUCGGGUCCUGAAACAAGGAGGACGGUUUCUCUGUCUGGAGUUUAGCCAAGUGAACAAUCCCCUCAUAUCCAGACUGUAUGAUCUGUAUAGCUUUCAGGUCAUUCCUGUCCUAGGAGAGGUCAUUGCAGGAGACUGGAAGUCCUACCAGUACCUUGUAGAGAGCAUCCGACGGUUCCCAGCCCAGGAGGAGUUCAAGUUGAUGAUAGAAGAUGCAGGUUUCCAGAAAGUGAUGUAUGAAAGUCUAACAUCAGGCAUUGUGGCCAUUCAUUCUGGCUUCAAACUGUAACUCCCUUCUGAUCUUCGUGUUAACCAGUGACAUCCUGAUGAAAGUCUGGAACUGGAGGAUAAUCUGACUGAGAUCAGCAGCAGAACGUCUCCUCUUAGGGGUGUGUGCCGUGGACUCAAGCUCUGACGUGACCAACCUCAAAGUGGAAGAAGUAAAUUCCUUUCAUUUUAUUGCAGCUUCCAUUAAGAGCUGCUUCAGGCCUUCUUCCAGGGGUAUUUGGUCGUUUUUUUUGUUUUGUUUUGUUUUUGUUCUUUUAUCAAUUCCUGCUAAUUUUUCUUGGAUGUGCAAAAUGUGAUUGAGGUAAAAAAAAAAAAAAAAAAACACACAAAAAAAAACACAAAAAAACAGCACUAAACCUUAGGUUUUAAAUAUUUUUGUAGCUUCUCUGUCAAUGUUGCCUUUCAGAGGGAUAACAGAUCAUUUGAAUCCAAUCAUCGAACCAGGAAGUUUCCUGUUCCUGAGUCAAUUUUUCUUCUGAGUCUGGGGCCAAAAGCCAAGAACCAAAUCAGAGGGCUAAUGAUAACUACUGGAGUAGUGUUCUAAACUAGUAAAUGAGUUUAUGAUUUGCAA